AUGCCCCUUCAACCACCAAUUUCCUGCGGCGAUCGGGCUGCUCCGGUCUCUAUUGUCCUCGGCGACUUCGUGUACAUAGACGGGGGCUUGAUUGCCGACGGACAGAACUCGUCUGGCAACUUCCCAUACCGGGCAGUAAACUCAACGCUCUCCAUCAGCCUAAAGGACUCAUGGACCAACUCGACCGUCGAUGUGAAGACGAUAUUCAAGGAAUCCCAGCGGUCGCAGAUGAACAGCCAGGGAAUAUGGCGCGAUCCCACCUCGAAAAUAUUCUAUGUCUGGGGCGGAGACAUCUCCUUCAACCAGAAGGGCCCUCCCGAGUUCCUCUGGACCUUCACGGGCGACGGCGACGGCGGCGGCUCCUGGUCCCGCGAGGUUUCCAACCCCACCGACCUCACGGGCUUCGUUCGGACCAGGGAGGCCGCCUUCGCCCAGAGCGCCGACACCGCGUACUACCUCGGCGGAUUCGCGGGCUUCUACUCGGAGAGCGCGAUCGAGUUCCGGAAUAGGACCAUGCCCGUCCCCGGGAUGCUGACGAUCGACAUGAAGACACGCUCGUUCAAGAACAUCUCGACGACGCCGAACCGGUUUGGCACGUUUGGAACUUUCAAGGGCGGGGCCAUGCAGUUCGUUCCCUUUGGAUCUGAGGGCUUGUUGCUCGUCCUCGGCGGGUGGGAGGCGCCCGUCACGACGAACGACCCCGGCGAGUGGUUUCCGAUGGACUUCAACAAUCUCACCAUAUACGACCCGAAAACCGACAAAUGGCACACCCAGAGAACCCAGGGAGAAGUGCCAUCACCGCGGGAGAAGUUCUGCGCGGUGGGCGUCGCCGGUCCUAACAACACUUACGAUAUAUUCCUCUACGGCGGCCGUUACGCCGUCCAGAAAGGAACGCCCACCGACGAAGUCUACGUCCUGAGCCUGCCGGGCUUCGUCUUCUUUAAAGCCAGCAGCGAGCUCUCGACCAAACGCGCAGGCCACGCCUGCGUCGGCGUCGGGAGGCGUCAGGUGUUAUCCAUCGGUGGCCUGGACGAAGGCGGGACGAAUUUCCAGUCGUGGCUCAUGAAGGACCCGUGGGCUCUCGGGCUCGGCGUGUUCGACAUGACGCAGAUGCGCUGGACGGACGGCUACGAUUCCAAAGCGGCUUCGUACGAGGCGCCCGACGUGGUCAAGCAGUGGUAUGACGGAGGCAAUUUGGCGUCUGUCAAGUGGUCGAACGACGAAGUCAGGGAGUUGUUUGCACAGACUGCUUCAAAUGCACCGACCAACGCACCGGGAACUUCGCCAUCAAGCAGUUCUUCGCCUGGCGGUUCGGACUCAAAGCCGGUCGGCGCCAUCGCGGGUGGCGUUGUCGGUGGUGUCGUCGGCCUGGCGCUCAUCGUGGGCCUCGUUCUCUUCUUCCUCAGGCGCAAGAAGAGACGACAUGCGGCGGUGUCCCAGAACGAGCCUCCCGCCCCGAUGAAGCAUGCUUCUGAUGCCACCGCCGACACGGCCCCCCAAACCCACGAGGUGCAUGCUGACUAUUACAACCCCAUCGAGUUACCAGAAAGCCAAGGACCACCGAGAUAUGCGCCAGUGCCCACCAGGCACGAAAUGGCGGGAUGA
Messenger RNA from Colletotrichum karsti, 1605 nucleotides. Its product is annotated as kelch repeat protein. The record is from RefSeq and is a predicted model, not a curated record. NCBI's taxonomy places the organism in Eukaryota, Fungi, Ascomycota, Sordariomycetes, Glomerellales, Glomerellaceae. The transcript has 6 exons. Gene Ontology annotation, molecular function: protein binding. The coding region runs from base 1 to 1605 and encodes 534 amino acids.